Molecule: messenger RNA, 2612 nt
Organism: Nasonia vitripennis (jewel wasp)
Lineage: Eukaryota; Metazoa; Arthropoda; Insecta; Hymenoptera; Pteromalidae
Product: replication protein A 70 kDa DNA-binding subunit
Exons: 12
Coding region: 623-2410 (595 amino acids)
Biological process (GO): DNA replication; double-strand break repair via homologous recombination; telomere maintenance via telomerase
Cellular component (GO): nucleus; DNA replication factor A complex
Molecular function (GO): single-stranded telomeric DNA binding; damaged DNA binding
Source: RefSeq, a predicted model, not a curated record
AAAAAGCGCGCCUCGCUUCUGCGUUUCUGAAUACUGAUUGGCUAACGAGAAAUCCUUCCGCUAGAGUGUUAGAACCCCAUACGGAUUCACCCUGAUCAAGGGUUUCGUUAAAGUACAAAAUUUCCUACUUUCUUCUAACGAUAUUCUAAGCUUUUAACCCAGUCCUCGAGCAGGCGCUUUUGUCCUUGUAUUAAAUUUCGUCGAAUAUUACUUAACCUCGUGUAAACACACGCGAUCAAAACACGCUGUAUAUAGUUAUUAUUAUAAGUAUACCUAUUUUUUUCGACGAAAACACUUACUACGAAUCCAGCUUGCCGUCCCAUUGUCUCUAAAAAAAAAUCGAUAUUCCUAAUCCAUAAACGUAACGCUUACGCAAUUAUUACCUUUAUUUGUGUGCGACGGCAGUUUGGAAAAAAACAAAAAACGGCGUAAAAUCAUCUGCUCUCACGGUGACGAACUGCACUCGGCUGUCGGCUUUGAGAUUAUGCCGACAUUGCAAUGCAAGAGGAUCUUCCUGAAGCUUGGAAUAGCCAACGUCGUGCGGAGAGACGCUAAAUCUUUUGAAGAAAGCCGAUAGAGGAGCAUCGAAGGGAUAAGAAGGUAAAAAUCGUACAGGGGCAAGAUGCACGGGCUGACGGAAGGUGCACUGAAGAGUAUCUUGGAUGAUGGAGUAGAAGUCGAAGCGCCAGUCUUUCAAGUUACGAACUACAAACUAGUCAAAUCGGGUAUCCCUAAGUACAGACUGCAAAUUAAUGACGGAUGUACAGAGAGCACUUACGUCAUAUUGGCAAGUCAGCUGAAUCAUCUUAUUGAAAAUAGAAAUUUAUCAGAGUUUUCAAUCAUGAAGCUUAAUCAAUACUCCACAAGUAUGAUACGUGGUCCUGAUAAUAGUGAAAGGAAAAUUAUUACAAUAGUCGAUUGUGAAAUUUUGGUGCCUGGUCAUCAAAUUGGAAAAAAUUUUAAAAAGAAUAAUACAAAGGUUGAGGAAGCAGUUCCAGUUACAAGAAUUCCUACUAAUCAGCAAGUUGCUCGACCAGCACCACAACUCAACAAUUUAGUUGAUAUAAUGAAUCCCAUUAUGAACAGCAAUGCUCCUGCAUUUACAACUCCUAUCGCUGCUCUAAGUCCCUAUCAUAGCAGAUGGGUCAUCAAAGCGCGUGUGACAAACAAAUCUCAAAUCAGAACAUGGUCCAACUCACGAGGAGAAGGAAAAUUUUUCAGCAUGGAUUUGAUAGACGAAAGCAGUGAGAUUAGAUGUACAGCUUUCCGAGAUCAAUGUGACAAAUUUUAUGACUUGAUAGAAAUUGACAAGGUUUACUACAUUUCGAAAUGUCAGUUAAAACCAGCAAAUAAACAAUUUAACCACUUGAGAAAUGAUUAUGAAAUGUCUCUGACGUACGAUUCUCAAAUAGCUAUUUGUAAUGAAGAAACUGAAACGAUUCCUUCUUUACAAUUCAACUUUGUACCAAUCAGUACUAUUGAAACUAUGCCGACAAAUGGGAUAAUUGAUAUUCUAGGAAUUGUUAAAACUUGUAGUGACUUACAAACUUUUACCAAAAGGCUUACAGGCCAAGAACUUACAAAGAAAGAUGUUGGAGUUGUAGAUGAAAACAAUUACUUGAUAAAUGUUACACUAUGGGCUGAAAAAGCACAAAAUUUUGACGGUUCUGGAAAUCCUGUAGUGGCCAUAAAAGGAGCAAAAAUUGGAGAAUUCAAUGGAGGAAAAACUCUUUCAUUAUUACCUACUUCAAUUCUUCGCGUAAAUCCAGAUAUUCCUACAGCACAUAAAUUACGAAGCUGGUUCUCGACCAUUGGUGCUACAACAGAAUCUCAUUCUUUAUCUAGGACUUCAAAUGAUGGUGGCAUCAAUGGGUCGCUGUUAACUUUUAGCGAAGUUGAUGAGAAUAAGCUUGGACAUCCACAUAUGCCUUGUGUAUAUACUACUAAAGCUACGGUUAAUCUUAUAAAAGCUGAAAAUGCUCUUUAUAAAUCUUGUCCUUCAGAAAAUUGCAAAAAAAAAGUUGUUGACCAAAGUAAUGGGAUGUAUAGAUGUGAAAAAUGUGCAAAAGAUUAUCCUACUUUCACUUAUCGUUUGCUGGUAAACGCGUAUUUAGUUGAUUGGACCGGUAAUCAGUGGAUAGCCGCUUUCAAUGAUGAAGCAGAAAUAUUGCUGAAUGGAUCAGGCCCGGAACUGGGAGAAUUGAAAGAAAAGGAUUUCGAUGCUUACUUGAAAAAAAUAGCAGAAACAUCAUUUAAAUCCUACAUAUUUAAAAUACGCGUUAAACAAGAAACUUUUAACGAUGAAACUAGACUAAAAUCAACAGUACUUUCAGUUCAGCCUGUAAAUUAUAAGAUGUACUUGGAUCAUUUAUUAAGUAAGAUUCAGAAGUUGUCAGUUGAAAAACAAUAACGAAUGAAGAUAAACUGUAAGUUCAUCAAAAGAUUUUUUAAUCGCGAAAUAAUUAAGCACAUGAGAUAUAUAUAUACUUAAGCUACAUUAAGUAACCCAAAUACUGUUAGUACAAUUUACACUGCAGAUUUAUUGAACGAGAUUUCCAAACUCUGUAUAGAAAAAUAUUCAAUAAAAGCACGAGAUCAUGGCAUUCAUUUGA